UAGUGGAGUGCAAUUUAUUCUAACCUUGGACGGCUGAUUUAUAGUGAAAACGACGGUGGUAAAGGCUGUAUGAGAAAGGAUUUGAGCUAGUAGAAAAGCCGACAUGGGUAUCUCAGAACUGGAGGAAUCUUCUCUGUCACUGGACGGAAAGCUGCUCCGUUUCAUGGACCAGCUGGAGUUACUGGAGGAAAAACGAGCCACUCUCAACUCUCUCAUAGAGCAGGGAUGGUUCACCAUGUCCAAGGCACGAUAUUCCAUGGGAAACAAACAAGUCUCUGCACUUCAGUAUGCAAGUGAGAUUGAGCCACUGGUCUGUGUUCAUGCCAGAACUCUAGACAAUGGGGAGGUGGACUUCUGCACAGAAAGAGUUACACAAAGUAAAGAGUCUGGAAAAGAUGUGAGGUCCAUAGAGGAUAUUGGACCUCAAGAAGAAGGUGUCAGGAGAAGAAACAAACCUCAAAAGGAUAUCACAGAAAAAGAGGCAAAUGAUAAAGCAGAGAGUCAGAAAGCUCCUGAAGUAACUCCAGUCAAACGAAGUGACCAGAAUCCUCAGCAAGAUCCACUGAAAUGGUUUGGGAUUCUGGUGCCACAAUCGCUUAAACAAGCGCAGUCGUCAUUCAAGCAAGUUAUAGAGCUGUCCGCUGAGAUUGCAACCCUUCAGACUGCAGUUUUGAACAGCAGACGGGAGCUGAGGAACAGCAUGAAAGACAAACACGUUCUCGUGAAGACAACCUCAGCUGCUCAGAUGGACAAAGUGGCAGACUGAAUAAAGGCAAAGAGGCAAAGCUGGAGAGAUGAUCUGAGAAGAGCCUGUGGCCACAGAGAGCGACUGAUGGAGUCAGUAUAUACAUUUCAGGGCCCAGUGAACUUUAACUGCUGGAUUUUUAAGUGAAGAUCACAAAAGUAGCUGUUCCUUCUUUAUGAUUAAUUGGUAUUAGAUCCUGUUGUGCUGGGUUGACUGAUAAAUGUGCUUCUUGUUUGAGAUGGAUGUGUUUGUGAACGCUGUCUUUGAGGAUUUCUCAGGAUCAAUUAAGUCUGUGCUUUUGACUUUAAUAUAUUCAGAAAUCUAGAACCUGUUUCAAUAAACGAUCACCACCACUUUGUGAUGAGGCAGCAAAGGGUUUAUGAUUUGAAUCUAGGGGCUUCAUUAAUUAUGAAUAUUCGUAUUAUGAAUAAUAAAUUAUUAAUAAAUCAUUUACUGAUGCUUCAUAGAUCAGUUAUAAGCUAAUAAGAAUUGUAGCUUGCCAGGUUUUGGGAAAUGCCUUUGUCCAGUAUUUAUCGCUUUUAUUUUGUAUAUGUGCAGUUGUAAUGCUAAAUAAGUAGAUUUUGGUCCAGAUCCUCUGCAGCCAUUUACCUCCUGUAAA
Molecule: messenger RNA, 1364 nt
Organism: Seriola dumerili (greater amberjack)
Lineage: Eukaryota; Metazoa; Chordata; Actinopteri; Carangiformes; Carangidae
Gene: vma22
Product: coiled-coil domain containing 115
Exons: 5
Coding region: 104-766 (220 amino acids)
Biological process (GO): vacuolar proton-transporting V-type ATPase complex assembly
Cellular component (GO): extrinsic component of endoplasmic reticulum membrane
Source: RefSeq, a predicted model, not a curated record